AUGGACUUUGUAAAUGAAAAGUUUGCUGUCAUACCAAAAUCAAUGAAGGUAAAAGUAAUUCUUUAAGUGAGAGUGAUGAAGAAAUUCAAAAAAAUAUGGCACCAGAGAGCAAUUCUUUCAUCGAAAGAGCGAAAUUUUUGUUGUUAAAAGGAUAAAUUUUCUAAAAAAUAUUUGUUUCAAAGAAUAUUCGAGAAUCUUUAUCUGAUCCGAAUGGCGCAUUAUAAUUAUUAGAAAUAAUUGCAAAUUAAUUACAUUCAUUACAUGAUGAAACAUUAAUAAAAGAAUAUAUUAAUGCUGUGAGUGAAAUAUUCAAUAAAAUCUAAGUAUUAAGAAUUAAAAUUUUUAGAUCACUAAUUAAUUAAAAUAGUCUUAUAGUGAUAUUUGCUUCAAUAUUUUUACAAAACAAUAUCAAUAAUAUGAAAUCAUUAAUUCUUGUGCAGAGAUAUUAAAAUAUUUAGAUGACCUUGAGAUUUAUAAAGAAGGAUUAUAUCUUGAGACCGAUAAUCAAAUGUAUCAAAUACUAAAGAUAAUUGAAAUAUAUUAUCAUAAGUUUACACCUGAAUUAAAAAAAUAAGCUCAUCUUUAAAUAAAAUCUAGCAUGAAGCAUAAAGAUGAAAGAGUUCGUAAAAUAAUUUCAGAAAUAUUACUAAGUAAUCAAUAAUUAUUAAAAUCCAUAUUACGUGAAUUUGAUUGGAUUGAUAAAUUUACUACAUUAAUUUAUGAUUCAUCUAAAGAUGUUAGAAUGAGCUCAGCAAAAUUAUUUUUAGCUACAUAUGAGCUGAAUGAGGAGAUUCAUAAAUCCAGAUUAUUACUUUUAUUAGAAAAUAUAAUUAAAUAAUUAGAUUCAACUUAAUUUGAGUUUUGCCAAUCAAUAUCAUAAUAUGUAUUAUUUAAUCAAAAUAUUUAGAGCUUAAAUUAAGAUAAUUUGUAAUCACUUUUGAUUGAAAAAAUUACUGAAAUCAUAAAUCAUAGUAAUGAGAAUGCAUUUCGAUUUUUAGAAUCAUUACAUAAAUAUUAUUCAAUAAUAAAAUAAUUUAAUGAGAAGUACUCUAUUUUCAUUGAUGAAUUAUUAUUAAAUUCUAUAUAAAUCCUUUCAGAAGNUAUUAUACCUAUUUCACAUUCUUAUAGAAAUCUAAAUAAUUCAUUUUUGUUUUCUUUCUUUUUACUGACAAAAUUGAUAAAUACAAAAAUGCUACUUCAUUUUCCCCAAAUUUUAUCAAUUCAUUCUUAUUUUAAUUAAUUUUCUAAUUUUGUAAUUAUGGACUUUGUAAAUGAAAAGUUUGCUGUCAUACCAAAAUCAAUGAAGGUAAAAGUAAUUCUUUAAGUGAGAGUGAUGAAGAAAUUCAAAAAAAUAUGGCACCAGAGAGCAAUUCUUUCAUCGAAAGAGCGAAAUUUUUGUUGUUAAAAGGAUAAAUUUUCUAAAAAAUAUUUGUUUCAAAGAAUAUUCGAGAAUCUUUAUCUGAUCCGAAUGGCGCAUUAUAAUUAUUAGAAAUAAUUGCAAAUUAAUUACAUUCAUUACAUGAUGAAACAUUAAUAAAAGAAUAUAUUAAUGCUGUGAGUGAAAUAUUCAAUAAAAUCUAAGUAUUAAGAAUUAAAAUUUUUAGAUCACUAAUUAAUUAAAAUAGUCUUAUAGUGAUAUUUGCUUCAAUAUUUUUACAAAACAAUAUCAAUAAUAUGAAAUCAUUAAUUCUUGUGCAGAGAUAUUAAAAUAUUUAGAUGACCUUGAGAUUUAUAAAGAAGGAUUAUAUCUUGAGACCGAUAAUCAAAUGUAUCAAAUACUAAAGAUAAUUGAAAUAUAUUAUCAUAAGUUUACACCUGAAUUAAAAAAAUAAGCUCAUCUUUAAAUAAAAUCUAGCAUGAAGCAUAAAGAUGAAAGAGUUCGUAAAAUAAUUUCAGAAAUAUUACUAAGUAAUCAAUAAUUAUUAAAAUCCAUAUUACGUGAAUUUGAUUGGAUUGAUAAAUUUACUACAUUAAUUUAUGAUUCAUCUAAAGAUGUUAGAAUGAGCUCAGCAAAAUUAUUUUUAGCUACAUAUGAGCUGAAUGAGGAGAUUCAUAAAUCCAGAUUAUUACUUUUAUUAGAAAAUAUAAUUAAAUAAUUAGAUUCAACUUAAUUUGAGUUUUGCCAAUCAAUAUCAUAAUAUGUAUUAUUUAAUCAAAAUAUUUAGAGCUUAAAUUAAGAUAAUUUGUAAUCACUUUUGAUUGAAAAAAUUACUGAAAUCAUAAAUCAUAGUAAUGAGAAUGCAUUUCGAUUUUUAGAAUCAUUACAUAAAUAUUAUUCAAUAAUAAAAUAAUUUAAUGAGAAGUACUCUAUUUUCAUUGAUGAAUUAUUAUUAAAUUCUAUAUAAAUCCUUUCAGAAGAUAUGAGAAAUUAUGACAUAUUAAAGUGUUUGUCAAAUUUAUAUUCUAGUUUAUCAUAGGAUAUGUAAUUUAAAGUAAUUUAAAAAUUAUUUCUUAAUUUUGAAUUUAAUUAACUAAUAUUUAUCCCUUAUUUAUAUGAAAUUAUUGAGAAAGCAACAUUAAUAAAUAAAAAUAAAAUUUGGCUGUAGUAACUUUAAACAAUAUAUGAAAUGUUUAAAAGAAAUGUUUUUUAAUAUGAAACAAAAGGUUUGUGGAAUGAAAUAUCAAAUAUGAUUGAUAUUAUGAAAAUAAUAUCUAGAAUCUUAUUUUUACAGAAGGAUUUUUUACAAUAAUGUCUAAAAAUGAGUCAUAUGGGUUCAAAAUAAAUUAGAGAUAAAAUAAUGAAUUUUUUGAUAGAAAAAAUUGUAGAAUUAGACUCUCUCGAAAGUAGAGAUUAAAUAAUUCAAAAUUAUACAGGAUUUAUUAAUCAUUAAAAUUACUAAUUAAGAUAAUUAUCAAUAGAGUUCAUUAUUAAAUUAUGUUAAUAAAGAUCGAGAAAGUUCUUUAUUUCAAACAACUUAAUAAAUGUAUUAUAAUUGUAGUAUGAUCCGGUUGCUUUAGUAAGAGCGAAGAUUCCAAAAUUGCUUUUUUACAUAAAAUUACUAUUUUGGAAUGAUGAAAAAGAAAUUCUUAGUAGAAUUGUUUAAAUCUUCUAGAAUCUGAUGAACGAUAAGAAAUUAUAUAUUUAAUAAGUACAUACUUAUAUAAUAAGAUCUCCAAAGACUUUUGGGCCGAACUAACAAAUAUUUAAUUUUCGAAUGCAUAAAUGACAAUAGAAUAAAACUAGAUUAUGGACGAAAGAGAACAAUAAGAAUAUGCAAAUUUAAAAGUAUAAAAAAAUAAUAUUAGAUGAUUAAAUAGUAAUUGUUACUUAAUCCUAAAAAUAUUAAAAAUGAAGUCAGCAAAUCCAGAAAUCAAACUCCGACAUAAAGAUUACCACCAUUAAAUAAAAGAUAAAAUAAUUUCUUGUAAGUUCCUAAAGGCCCUUAACCAAGAAAAACAUCUGCUCAAAGAGUUAUUUAAUCAAAGUCUCCACAACCCUUUAAAUGA
Paramecium primaurelia is the source of this 3447-nucleotide messenger RNA. The record is from the annotation of a GenBank genome assembly. NCBI's taxonomy places the organism in Eukaryota, Ciliophora, Oligohymenophorea, Peniculida, Parameciidae.